Jaculus jaculus (lesser Egyptian jerboa) is the source of this 1108-nucleotide messenger RNA. It is a transcript of the gene Ten1, whose product is annotated as TEN1 subunit of CST complex. Gene Ontology annotation, biological process: negative regulation of telomere maintenance via telomerase. Gene Ontology annotation, cellular component: CST complex. The record is from RefSeq and is a predicted model, not a curated record. Bases 291 to 680 code for a protein of 129 amino acids. The transcript is spliced from 5 exons. Lineage: Eukaryota; Metazoa; Chordata; Mammalia; Rodentia; Dipodidae. Gene Ontology annotation, molecular function: telomerase inhibitor activity; single-stranded DNA binding; telomeric repeat DNA binding.
GUUAAAAUAUUGAUGACUUUCCUGUGAAGGUUUGGAUCUGGGAUUGCAAAACUUCACCUUGUGUACGGAGUGGCCAUCAUUUAGAGCGAAACAGAUGGAAGUGUUUCCUCUCAGCCUUGGAAGCGCAGACUUUCUCCUCCUUAAGCUAGCAGCUCCUAGAAGUCUUGGAAUCCAGGGCUUAAACAAUAAAAAUGUACUUCUUCCGGAAGCCAGAAAUCUGAAGUCAAGAUGUCCACAGAGCUGGAAAUCUUCAUAACUCCAUCUCAAUUAUUCUGUUACUGGAAACCUUGAUGCUGCCCAAACCUGGGACCUAUUACUUCCCCUGGGAGGUGACUGCUGGCCAAGUGCCUGACGGGGGCACGCUGCGAACAUUUGGCAAGUUGUGCCUCUACGACAUGGCAUGCUCCCGAGUGACCUUGACAGCUGAGCACACUUCGGGUAAGCACCAGGUGUUGGUCUGCACCAAGCUGGUGGAGCCGUUCCAGGCCCAGGUGGGCUCCCUGUACAUGGUCCUUGGGGAGCUGGAGCAUGAGGAGGAUGGAGGUUUCUUGGUGAAGGCCCGUGUGCUGACCUGUGUGGAGGGGAUGAAUCUGUCCUUGCUAGAACGAGCCGUCUUGGAGCAGAGGCUGUACCUGCAGGAGAGCGACGCCAGCCAAUUGGAAACACCAGCCCCUAGAUAGUUCCCUAGCUGCUCCUGAGGGCAAGGCCUCCCGAGCCAUUACAGGCUACAGGUGCUCCCCGUGAGAGACAGCCUUUGUCUGGGGCCAGAAAGAAGAGAAGCAAAGGGCUUCUUCCUCAGACUUUGGAAGUGUCCCAGAAGUCAGAACCCAGAGAGGAGGCAUCAACAUCUGGCACCCCAAGCCUGACGUGGUGGCAUAUGGAGGCAGAGGCAGAGGGAUCAGGAGUUCAAGACCAGCUUUGGCUACAUAGCAUGUUUGAGGCCAACCUUGGUUGUAUGAGACCCUCAUGUAAAAAAAAAAAAAAAAAAAAAAAAAAACCACGACCCCCAAUCCCUCAAAAGGCUGUGGACUUCGGGGUCCUGGGGCUGAGCCUUGGGCGGUGCUUGGGGCGUUCGGAAUGUGUUGGUGAAUAAAAAGCUCACACCAGA